CUAGCGGCUUGCUAAGCUAGCAACAAGUCAGCGCGGCUUGUACAAAACGUCGUUGACCUCCACACAUCUUAAUGUAAAUGUGUGAACCGGUCUGAGCGAUGUCUGUCUGCACACAAAUCGACAUCUUGAACAUUCACAAUUGUAGUGCGAUGAGUCACUGUUUGUUUUGGAUUUUUGUUGAGCAGUUAAUGAAUGAACUCUCUGUAACCCUUCAAGAUCCACAUCGACAGGCUCCUGUUUGUCCCCAGUAUCUGCUGCCAGCGAUUGUCCACAUCAACCAUCAGCCGCACCUGGAGCGUGGAGAUGGACCAAUAUGUUUGGUUCUUGCUCCGACCAGAGAGCUGGCACAGCAGGUGCAGCAGGUGGCGUUUGACUAUGGCAAGUCCUCACGAAUUAAGAGCACUUGCGUAUAUGGAGGGGCACCGAGGGGGCCACAAAUCCGUGAUCUAGAGAAAGGCGUGGAGAUCUGCAUCGCCACGCCGGGUCGGCUGAUCGACUUCCUCGAAGCGGGAAACACAAACCUGCGCCGCUGCACCUAUCUGGUGCUGGAUGAAGCCGACCGCAUGCUGGACAUGGGAUUCGAACCCCAGAUCCGCAAGAUCGUGGACCAGAUCCGGCCUGACCGACAGACGCUGAUGUGGAGCGCCACCUGGCCCAAAGAAGUGCGGCAGCUGGCCGAGGACUUCCUGAGGGACUAUGUGCAGAUUAAUGUGGGAGCUCUGGAGCUCAGCGCGAACCACAACAUCCUGCAGAUCGUGGACGUCUACACGGACAACGAGAAGGACACCAAGCCGAUCCAGCUGAUGGAGGAGAUCAUGGAAGAGAAAGAGAACAAGACCAUCAUCUUUGUGGAGACCAAGAAACGCUGCGACGACUUGACACGAAGGAUGAGACGAGAUGGGUGGCCUGCGAUGUGUAUCCAUGGUGACAAGUGUCAGCCUGAAAGAGACUGGGUGUCAGAGUUCAGAAGUGGGAAAGCUCCCAUCCUCAUCGCCACCGACGUGGCCUCCCGCGGCCUGGGUCCGUGGCCUCCACUCCGCACACGUUUCCCGACCUCUCCCCCUCUGCUGUCUCUACCUCCCCCACCCCUUAAUCCCAUCCCUGUAUGUAUCUGUGAGUCUUCAUCCUCCUCAUCACCCCAGAAACGCCCUUCUUUCGGGACAAUUUCUUCUGACGGGAUCUCUGCAGUCCUUUUAAUAUUAAGAGCCAAUUUUUAGUGAUAGUAGCUCAAGUCAUACGCUCUUUUCUUUUUUCGCCCUGACAGAGUUAGUUUCAAACCACGAUCCCCCUUCACCUCGUGUCACUAACUGCUUCAACUCCAGCAAUCUUUUCUGGAGAAGGGUCAAACUGGCCCACUAGUUCUCUGUCAGUGAUAGUCAGUUUGCCCUGGUGAUGUCACUCCUAAGGUCGGGUGAGUCUCACAGGAAGCUUCCUCAGGUACUGUCUGUCACCGUCCCACUCUCCACCUCAAAAUCGAGAUUCUCCUCUGUCACGUCUGCGUUCUGACUCCAUCUUCUGACUUCCAGAUGUGGAGGACGUCAAGUUCGUCAUCAACUACGACUACCCCAACUCCUCUGAGGACGACAUCCACCGAAGCCUUGAGUUCUACUUUCCAUCACUCUUGUGUUUAAAAAGUCUGACCCACUUCCUGUUUCCAGUGUUGCUGGCC
Molecule: messenger RNA, 1669 nt
Organism: Synchiropus splendidus (mandarinfish)
Lineage: Eukaryota; Metazoa; Chordata; Actinopteri; Syngnathiformes; Callionymidae
Product: probable ATP-dependent RNA helicase DDX17
Exons: 7
Coding region: 99-1217 (372 amino acids)
Biological process (GO): alternative mRNA splicing, via spliceosome
Cellular component (GO): nucleus; ribonucleoprotein complex; cytoplasm
Molecular function (GO): RNA binding; RNA helicase activity; ATP binding
Source: RefSeq, a predicted model, not a curated record